ACGAAAGUGUUGCAGAGUCAAAAAAACCCUAACGUAGGAAAUUACAACUUAAAGGAUUUACGACUUGAGGCGUCGAGAGGUGAAGGAAGACGGAGAUGGCGAAACCAAAGAGAGACGAAUUGAAUCAAAUCCUUACUAGUUAUCACAAUACCAUCAAUGAUACUCUCCAGUUGUUUGAGCAAGUUCCGUCUCCGACACAAGACAAAGUAAGCUGGAACGAUGUCCUUCAGAUUUCUGAUCAUCUCUCCAAACAAGCUACUAUAGUGGGAAUGCUAUGGACUGGAGAACCUCCAAAAUCUGAAGCACUAAAGGAGACUAUGGAGGCAUACUUCAACGUGCUUCAAGGAUUUUUGCUGCAUUGUCAUGGAAGCAUGGUUGGUGCCGGGACUACACUUUCUUCAUCCAUACACGCCUCUGCGAAGCAAAUUGUUGAUUCUAGCUUCAGAUUGUUGCAGGGUUCUGUGUCCCUAUACGAGGGAUCAUAUGGGAAUGGAAGGAAGCCGUCGAUUCCGCAGCUUGCUGGAGCAGUGUGGGAAGCAUGCUCCAAUUUAAAGAAGGUGCCUGAAACAAACAUCAAAGCGAUUGGAAGGGCGAUGGCACAUGUAGCUGUUUCCAUGAAGGAUGUUCUUAGGGAGAUGAAAGAACUGAAGCCAGCUUGUUCUUCACCCGAGCAUGAUGCUUCUGAAAACCUGGAAAGCGAGACUCAAAACUCAGAUGAAGAUGAUGAUGGUUUAGGCGAUGACUUGUCUCCUGAAGAAUUUGAAGUUGCUAAAAUGGUAGUAGAUAUUGUGUCUGAGACGCUCGUGGUUAUAAAAGAGCUUAUCCGUGCUUUCACAGGCAUGAUCAAGCUGGAGAAUCCAAAUGAUAAUAGUGAGUUUGUGGACUCUCUUGAGAAGUUACUGAAGUUGUGUCAAGGCAUUGGAGUACAGAUUGAUGAGCUUGGAGCCUGCGUUUAUCCGCCACAAGAGUUUGGUCUCAUGAAACAAACAGUGGAGAAAAUAUGGGAAACUAUUGGUGAGAUUGAGACUGGUGUUAAGAGUUUCGAGAAUUUUUCAUCAGAAGCUUUAUCGGGAUCAUGCAGAAGGCUGCAGGGUUUGAUUGAACAUAUGGAAACCGAGCUGGGCACAAGAAUAGAAGCUGAAGUAGUUUGCAAAAUGCAGAAUGUUAAUCUUUAGCACUUAGAAAAGUUUGGAUUUAAGGUUCUUACUUCUUAACUUAGUGUUUCAGGACUUGUUUUUAGUGUUAAAUUGGCAAUUAUAGGAAGUGAAACAGUUGCAUAUACUAAAUCUUGUGAAGGGUAUGUACUAAAGCCUAUUUCAGAUUGCAAUAACAAAACAUUUCUAA
Molecule: messenger RNA, 1344 nt
Organism: Arabidopsis lyrata subsp. lyrata
Lineage: Eukaryota; Viridiplantae; Streptophyta; Magnoliopsida; Brassicales; Brassicaceae
Exons: 4
Coding region: 96-1175 (359 amino acids)
Biological process (GO): regulation of cell cycle
Cellular component (GO): nucleus
Source: RefSeq, a predicted model, not a curated record